Molecule: messenger RNA, 1932 nt
Organism: Aspergillus saccharolyticus JOP 1030-1
Lineage: Eukaryota; Fungi; Ascomycota; Eurotiomycetes; Eurotiales; Aspergillaceae
Exons: 4
Coding region: 319-1932 (537 amino acids)
Source: RefSeq, a predicted model, not a curated record
CACCAGAUACGAAGUCUCCGGUCCGUGGCCUGACUAGCAGGAGAGUCUUGUCUCGCCACUCCGCCGUAAUCCAAGGACCCUCGGACCGAGUGUAUUUGUACUUUUAGUGCUGACGGAGAGGUCUGGCCCCACUGGAGACUCAUCCGACAGGUGGGAUGCACGAAGGAUGCUGCGGCAUGGUUCAGCCUACCCCCUCACGAGGGGGCGGAGAGGGUAUAUUAACCACGCUUCAGCUCCUGCUCUCAGCUUGACUCGGAUUUAUAUUCAUAUUGAGCAAAUCAAACCGCGUACUAUACUGUAGUCACUUGGACUGACACGAUGAUUCAACCAUUGCAUAUUCGAUUUCCUGCUACUGAUGCUCAUGCCUGGAGUAUUAUAGCCGUCGCAGAGGAAUUAUCUCUCCCCUAUGAGAUGAUGACCCAUACACUCUCGAAUCCUGAAAACAAGAAUACCGAUUCCACUGCACACCCGCACCACCUCCACCUCCCAGUUCCAAACCCCAACACAACCAUCACCCUCUUCCACGCCGCCCCGAUAAUCCAAUACCUCGUCGACUGCUACGACACCUCCAAUGUCCUGGGGGGGAGCGACAACAACAGCACCGACAGCCACGAACGCCACCAACUGAACCAAUGGAUGCAUCUCCAGACGACAUUCCGGGAGGUACUGGACGGUUCCUCUCCUACUACUACUACUAUUACUAGUGUCCCCAACCGCACACAAAAACUCCACCAGAUCCUCGCCACACUGAACGCAACCCUCAUGCGGAGCUCGUGGCUCGUGGGCCAGAGGUGCAGUUAUGCCGAUUUGGCGUUUUUGGCGGGGUUGCAUUCUCUUUUGGUGGAGGCGCAGGAAGGGGAGGAAGGGAAGGGGGAGGUUUUUGCGAGGUAUCCUUUUGUUUGGGCGUGGUUGCGGAAGAUGGCGAUGAGGGGGUCGUGGAGGAGGGUGCUUGCGGUUAGAAGGCGGGCAGAGGAGCAGAAGGAGGUGGAGGAGGAGAUGGAUGUUGCUGGGGGUAGUGGUAGUGGUGUUCAAGAAAAGGGAUUCUUGGAUGAGGAGAGUGAGUGGGAGGAGAUUGAGGGGGUCGGGGUGGAGGUGGAGGUGGAGGACAGUGGUAGGAGGUCCCAGAAGAGCGGUCCGGCUGUUGCUGUGUCUGUCUCGGCGGUUCAGACGGAGGUUCUCGGAGAGGCAGAGGAGGAAGAGGAAGAGGAAGACAAGGAGGGGUUGUUGGCGUGUGCGGCGGGCUUUGUAAUGCAGAGCACGGCUACGGCUACGGCGCCUCUGGUGGAUGCGCAUGGAGACGAUGAGGAGGAGGAGGAGGAGGAGGAGGAGGAGGAGAGGGAGGGGAUACUUCCCUGUGGUGCAUUUGACACGCACGCGCGGCUCCCAGCCGUGGUUGCAACGGUAGUUGAGGAGAAGAACGACGACGACGAUGAGCGAGAGGGAAUACUCCCCUGCACCGCUAUCGGGAUACAAACGAAGCUGAGAGCCCCAGAGACUCCAAGAGUGGAGGAUGAGGACGACGAGCGAGAAGGAAUACUCCCCUGCGGUGCAUUUGACACGCACGCGCAGCUCCCAGCCGUGAUUGCAAUGGUAGUCGAGGACGACGAUGAAAGAGAGGGCAUACUGCCCUGCGCCGCAAUCGGGAUACAGAAAAACCUCAGAGCCCCCGAGACUCCAAGAGUGGAGAAUGAUGCAGACGACGAGAGAGAAGGAAUACUGCCCUGCGCCGCAAUCAGAAUGGCCAUCGCCCAGCGCACAACGCAAAGCAACGAAGACAGCGACGAGAGAGAAGGGAUCCUCCCAUGCGGUGUAUUCAGCACACAUGCCCAGCCCCCGGCCUCGAGCAGAUUCAAGCCGGUGAAUCACGAUAACGAUGACGAUUUCGAGAGGGAGGGCAUGCACCCUUGUUCUCUGGUUGGGAUGGUGUAUUGA